AUGAGGCACGACGGGCAAUGGUACCACAGCGAUCUAGAACCCGGCACCACGGCGAACGUGAUCCGGCAUCUCCGGGAUUCCCACAACAAUAUUCAACUCUAUUCGGGCAUCCACUAUACGUGCGAUGAGUUCCCACCUGUUACUUGGUUUGAAGGAGGGGACGGAGAAUUCGCGGACAACCCCGGGACGACGCGAUGUGCUGCUAUGCGGUGCGCCGAGGGAGUCAAGGCGGAGCAGGACUGGCAAGCUACUGCGCAUAAUGCACCCCGUCUCGAGCUGCAGGCGGUUGUCGAACUAGAUCCAACAAUCAAGCAGUCCUUUAAUUCUUCCCACUCUGUCGUAUUUUUCAGGUUCACGACCAACACGGCCCCGGAUGGAGUCGCGGCAAGAGUCGUCUCAUAUGACGUCGAUCCCGACAAUGGCUUUCCGACACUGGACAAUGAAAGAACGGUCCAACAGGGAUUUCGAAAAAGGAACGACGACGAGGGCAUAAAUUCCACGUCUAAUUCCAAUUACCCGCCGAGAGGGUUAUGGGAUCUCAGCCACGAACAGCUUCAAGACCUCGUUGAUGCCGGUUUUGGAACCGAGUAUGCCGUCCCAGCAAAUGAUUCGUACGUCGAUUGGGCAGUGAGUGCACCGAUCCCGGGCGAGUUGCGGACGUUGGACCGGCGCUUCCGCUGGGACAUGGAGGAUGACGAGGCCAUGGGUUUGAGCAAUCGGAUUCGGGUCACCAAAGAGGAUCGUGCGCCAGGUUCAUUCACGAAGUGGUUGACCAAGAAGAGCCCGGCACCGCCCACUACGACUCAGCGAAGCAUCCCCGACAGCCUCGUCCAAUCGCUUCUCAAGAGAGCCGUCGCUGGGGACGUGGCGAAUGCGCAGGCCAUCGUCGACAAGGCCAAGGCUGAAUCGGCCAAACGCAACGCCGGUCGUCUCGCGCGGCGCCUCCGCAAUGCCUACGGCCUGCGGCUAGGAACCAUCGUUGGAAGUACGCACACCCAGGCUGAAGCUGCCGAGUCGUCAGCCCUGUCCGUAAACAAGGGCGUUGUCCCACUUCUCAAUAUUACGGACGAGAUCGCCAACGCGGCGGCCCUUGUGGCGGAGGCUGAGGCUAAGUCUGAGCUAAACACAACAUCGACAACCGCUAACACGGCCAAGCGCGCUACCGCGGGCGCGUACUGGAUGGGAAGCCUCGCUCGCAAGGGCAUAGUGCCCUGGGGCGACGACGCAUCCUACGUCGUGUUCCGCAACGUGCUUGACUACGGCGCUGUCGGCGACGGUGUCACGGACGACACGGCCGCUAUCAAGAAGGCCAUGACCAGCGGCAACCGGUGCGGCGUCGGCUGCAACGGAUCGACAACCAAGAACGCUAUCGUCUACUUCCCUCCCGGCAGCUACCUCAUCUCGAGCACGGUGCCCAUGCCCUUUGGUACGCAGGUCAUUGGUGACGCCAUCGAUCGGCCGACACUGCUGGCCUCGGGCAGCUUCGUGGGUCUGGGCGUGCUGUCGACGGACGAGUACACCGGCGGCCAGGGCGGGAGUGAGGAGUACUAUAUCAACACGGCCAAUUUCUACCGCCAGAUCCGUAAUAUUGCCAUCGAUAUCACGCAAGCCGGCGCCAACAUCUCCUGCCUUCACUACCAGGUUGCGCAGGCCACCAGUCUCCAGAAUGUUGAGCUCAUCGCGUCGACGGAUGCGGGCAAGAACCAGAUUGGCAUGUAUGCUGAGAACGGCAGCGGCGGCCAGAUCUCAGAUGUCACCUUCACAGGCGGCAGUAUUGGCUUGUAUGGCGGCAACCAGCAGUUCACAGCACAACGGCUAACGUUCGAUGGUUGCAACACGGGCGUGCACGUCAUCUGGGACUGGGGUUGGGUCUGGAAAAGCGUCACCAUGAAGAACGUCAACAUCGGCUUCCAGCUGACGUCGGACGACGGUACCGGCAAUAUCGGAUCCGUGGCUGUCAUGGACUCAUCCUUCUCCAAAGUUGGCACUGCGGGCAUCGUGAUCGCACCACCGUCGUCUGACGUGGGUAGCGGCAGCACAAGCGUGGUGCUCGAGAACGUGCAGCUUUCCGGCGUCGCGGCUGCGGUCCAAGACACGGCCGGGACGGUUCACCUCUCUGGGUCCGACGGCACCGUCGGCGAGUGGGUCGGCGACCACCGCCGCAACGCGGGGCUGCUCGACAAUUUCACGGGAGCCUACUUCGAGCGCGCCAAGCCCCAGUACGAGGAUAGGAGCGUCGAUGACUUUGUGCACGUCAGGGACUACGGCGCCACGGGCGACGGUCUUGGGAAGAUCCUGUUCGUCGACGCCGGCUCGUACAUCCUAACGUCGACCAUCAUGGUCCCCGACGGAGCCAAGAUCGAUGCCAGCAAGCCUAAGGUCCUGAUCCAGGUCGGGCUUGAAGGUUUAGUCGGCAACGUCGAGAUGCAGGACCUCCUCUUCACGACUCGCGGGCCGACGGCCGGCCUGAUUCUUGUCGAGUGGAACAUCCGGGCGGCCAGCCCGGGCUCGGCCGCCUUGUGGGACUGCCAUGCUCGCAUCGGGGGCGCCACCGGCACUGAGCUUACACCGACCGAGUGCCCACCAUCAACCAGCGGCACUGAUGCUGGCUGCAGCGCGGCUAGUCUGAUGAUGCGUUUGUCGCCGCACGCUUCGGGUUAUUUUGAGAAUAUGUGGCUCCGGGGAGCGGAUCACAUGAUUGACGACCCUGAUCUCACCGACCCUGCCAAUGAUAUGACACAAUGCUCAAUUUAUGUGGCCCGAGGUUUUCUGAUCGAGAGCACACACCCGACAUGGCUGUAUGCUACUGCAUCAGAGCAUGCGGUGUUCUAUCAGUACAAUUUCCACUCAGCAUCCAAUAUUUUUGCCGGCAUGCUCCAAACCGGGUCGCCCUACUUCGCAGCCGUCGUUGGAAAUUUCCCUGGUGACCCUGAUUACACGUGUGCUGCAGAUGACGGGUUUAGCGGCUGUGACGAGUCUUGGUCUACCAUCAUCACGGGCUCCCAGGAUAUCUUCAUCGCCAGCGCAGGUAUCUACUCGUGGUUCUCAACCUGCACCCAAACCUGCAUCGACACGCAGGAAUGCCAAACGGCUCUGAUCUUGCUCGAGAAUAACUUUGCCAACGUACGCUUUCAGAAUCUGAUCAGUAUUGGCUCCAAGUACAUGGCCGUUAUGGAUGGCCAGGGGAUCACGGCCGCACACAACUUAAACGUAGAGACACAUCCCUUUUGGUCUCAAAUCACUAUCCUGGACGUCGGGAGCGACGGUACUACCAACUUCAACGAGUUGGUCUGGAUCGACCCCAUAUGGGACAUGGAGAACCCCUCCUUCACCUGCCUGCCGCCCUGCCAUAUCAAGCUGCCCCCCUACACCGCCGCCACUACCACCACGAGUACGAUCACGAAGGCGCCCCUGAUGGUCUCGGAAUGGGUGCUGGAAAUCGUCACCAUCACGGCGGACGGCGGGAGCAACAACAGGAACAACGCAAAGCGAGACAGUGUCAAGAAGUGCAGCGCCCAGGGCUUCAGCGAGUUCACGCCUGUGCCGGCCACAACGCCCUUCUGGCCGUCCAUUGUGUACGAGGGGAUCAACGGGCACCGGACGACGACGGCCCCAUCGGUGGCCUUCCCGACGCCGCCCCCCGGUAUAGUCCAGCGCGGCGUAAUGCCUUACCAAAGCGUGAUGGACAAUCCGUUCACCGAGAUGUGCGGCUUUUUGGACUACUCGUGCGUCAACCUGCCCUGGCUCUAUGGCGACCAGGGUACCGGCGUUGAUCAGCCCUUCAACCCGGACGAUAACCCAGCUGACGAGAACGGCGAGGAUGAGGAGGUCAAAUGCCCCGGUGGAAAGCCCUCCGUCGUGCCGAUCGACCACAGCAGCUCCUCUUCCUCCACCGCCACCCCCUCGGCCACCACAAGCUCGACCUCGACGUCGCCGGAACCCUCACCGUGGGCAACCGGCAAACCGGAAAUCAAUACAGUGGGCCGCUACAACACCGGCGAGACGACGGAAAACGAGCGCAUGCAGAACGCCGCCAUAGACUUCUGCAACAGCAUCAAGCCCUCGGGUUCCAACCUCGUGCUAGGACCCAAUUACUUCUCGGGAACAAAGCCUUACGACUUCCCCUGGAACGGCGGUAUCGGUACUGUCGAGAUUGUCAUCUCGCUCCUGAUCGAAGACAAGUGUCAAUGGUCGUGGAAUAUGGCCGAGUGCCAGCACUAUUUGUCGGUGCCGACCGACUCAUGUAAUUGUGGCGGUAUCAACGGCAAACAGGGCGGCAUCGUGUCUAACAAUUGCUACUCGUGGCGGGUUGAUCCGAAUCGCAAACUGUUCUAG
Dichotomopilus funicola is the source of this 4335-nucleotide messenger RNA. Its product is annotated as pectate lyase superfamily protein-domain-containing protein. The coding region runs from base 1 to 4335 and encodes 1444 amino acids. The record is from RefSeq and is a predicted model, not a curated record. Lineage: Eukaryota; Fungi; Ascomycota; Sordariomycetes; Sordariales; Chaetomiaceae. Gene Ontology annotation, molecular function: polygalacturonase activity. The transcript has 8 exons.